Messenger RNA from Mesocricetus auratus (golden hamster), 3030 nucleotides. It is a transcript of the gene Cs, whose product is annotated as citrate synthase. Gene Ontology annotation, cellular component: mitochondrial matrix. The transcript has 11 exons. Gene Ontology annotation, biological process: tricarboxylic acid cycle; carbohydrate metabolic process; citrate metabolic process. The coding region runs from base 319 to 1719 and encodes 466 amino acids. NCBI's taxonomy places the organism in Eukaryota, Metazoa, Chordata, Mammalia, Rodentia, Cricetidae. The record is from RefSeq and is a predicted model, not a curated record.
UCCGCAGGGUCCAAUCCUCCCCGCCCUAACAUCUGUCAAGUGCUCAAGUCCCGCCCCUCCUUCGCCCUGGGCCAAUGGACGAGCCUGAAGCUUGUCCCCAGAGAGGGGCGGGCUCGUGUUUCGGCCCGGAGGCGGGGCCUCGCUGAGGACCCUGGGCUGGGCGCCUCUGCCGGUUCAUCUCCCCUUCCUCCGCCGCCUCCUUUCAACCUUGUCCGCCGGUUGGCGCGGUCUCCGUUACAGCGGCGGCCGCUGCGGUUCCAGCUGCAGCUUCUCGCUCUCCGCGCUCCCUUCCCGCCAGGUCCCGGAGUUGGUCCCGCCAUGGCUCUCCUCACUGCGGCAGCCCGGCUCUUGGGAGCCAAGAAUUCAUCCUGCCUUGUUCUUGCUGUCCGGCAUGCCAGUGCUGCUUCCACGAAUCUGAAAGAUGUACUGAGCGAUCUGAUACCCAAGGAGCAGGCCAGAAUUAAAGCCUUCAGACAGCAGCAUGGGAAGACAGUGGUGGGCCAGAUCACCGUGGACAUGAUGUAUGGUGGCAUGAGAGGCAUGAAAGGACUUGUGUAUGAAACAUCCGUUCUUGAUCCUGAUGAGGGCAUCCGUUUCCGGGGUCACAGUAUCCCUGAAUGCCAGAAACUGCUUCCUAAGGCUAAGGGUGGGGAAGAACCCCUGCCUGAGGGCUUGUUUUGGCUGCUGGUAACUGGACAGAUGCCUACAGAGGAACAGGUGUCUUGGCUCUCACAAGAAUGGGCCAAAAGGGCAGCUCUGCCUUCUCACGUGGUCACCAUGCUGGACAACUUUCCUACUAAUCUGCACCCCAUGUCUCAGCUCAGCGCGGCCAUCACAGCCCUCAACAGUGAAAGUAACUUUGCCCGGGCGUAUGCAGAGGGCAUCAACCGAACCAAGUACUGGGAGUUGAUUUAUGAAGAUUGUAUGGACCUGAUUGCAAAGCUACCUUGUGUUGCAGCAAAAAUCUACCGGAAUCUUUACCGGGAAGGCAGCAGCAUUGGGGCCAUUGAUUCUAAGCUGGACUGGUCCCACAAUUUUACCAACAUGUUAGGCUAUACUGAGCCACAGUUCACCGAGCUUAUGCGUUUGUACCUCACUAUCCACAGUGACCAUGAGGGUGGUAAUGUCAGCGCCCACACAAGCCACUUGGUGGGCAGCGCCCUUUCAGAUCCUUACCUGUCCUUCGCAGCAGCCAUGAAUGGGCUUGCAGGGCCUCUACAUGGACUAGCAAAUCAGGAAGUGCUUGUCUGGCUAACACAGCUACAGAAGGAAGUCGGCAAAGAUGUGUCAGAUGAGAAGUUGCGAGACUACAUCUGGAAUACACUCAACUCAGGACGGGUUGUCCCAGGAUAUGGUCAUGCAGUGCUAAGGAAGACUGACCCACGAUACUCCUGCCAGAGGGAGUUUGCUCUGAAGCAUCUGCCUAACGACCCCUUGUUCAAGCUGGUUGCUCAGCUGUACAAGAUUGUGCCCAACAUCCUCUUAGAGCAAGGGAAGGCAAAGAAUCCUUGGCCCAACGUGGACGCUCACAGUGGCGUGCUGCUGCAGUACUAUGGCAUGACGGAGAUGAAUUACUACACAGUCCUGUUCGGAGUGUCGAGGGCACUGGGUGUGCUGGCACAACUCAUCUGGAGCCGAGCCCUAGGUUUCCCACUAGAAAGGCCCAAGUCCAUGAGCACGGAUGGUCUGAUGAAGUUUGUGGACUCUAAGUCAGGGUAAAAUGGGAGAUUGGGGGACACUGACUAUAAGAAAAUGAGGAAGCUUAAAAAUAAAGUAUAAUUUUGUUUUGUUUCAGGGGCCUUUAAGACUUAAGAUUAAACUGUAUGUGAGGCACUGAAAAUACAUUUGAAGUUAAAAUAUAAAUUAGGACUUAAAGAUGAAAAGCAAUCCCUUCUCCCUCACCAGCUCACCUCCCUGGUAUGAGUUGCCCAACAGCUGUAGGAUGACCAGGACUAAUGCAUGUGGUCAGUUAGAGCUGGCUGCCCACCAUUUCCAGAGUGAGAGUCUGGCUCCUCUUAUUCAGGUCAAAGCAGGUAACAGGAAAGCUGCAGUCACUGAAUGAAGCUUCUGUUUCUACUCCACCAGCCUCCACACCAUCAAGGCAGGGCUGGGUCCCUUUUGUUUCAAUAGGAACCCUGUUGGGUGUAGGUGGUGUCAAACCCUAGGGCCUUUUCCCGUGUACACAAGCACCUCCUAGCAAGAUCCAUGACCAUAAGUGGCAUGGUAUUUAUUGUGACUGCUACCCAGCAUAUGAUUCUAUUUCUCUUCUUAAAUUGUACCAUUGAAAUUAAUGUCUGGGAGUGUUCUGCUUCCUUCCAAACUUCCUAUACCUGCUGUGCCUCAGCUGAGGAUGCCCUGGGUCUCCCUGUCCUAGCCUCUGCUAGGGUCCUCGUACUUAGCAGGUCUGCGACCUGUGGUCUUCCCAGUCAGUCAUUCGGCUUUAUCAGUACUUAAUGUGAACUAGGCCUUUUACUUCCAUGGAACAUAAGCCACUCUUCUGACCUCGGUCUCCUGUUAAUAUGUUCUGGCACACAGAACAAGAGUCACAAAUGGCCAGCCUCUCCAUGGUCUGGUCCCAGGGGUUCGAGGCUUUCUUUUUGAACAGAAAAAUUACUUGCAAUUGGACAUAGUUUCCUUUGAAUAUCAGUUGAACUAGGGCUGAGGGCAUUGAAAACAGUGAGCCAACUUCUCAUCCCGUGUCAAGGACGUGUCCCUUUAUUUAUCGAUGUCUUUCUCUUGCUCGUUCUAAGUCAGAGCUCACAGUGCGGUGUUUAUUUUAGCAGCCCCAUUUGCACAGGUUUUCAGUGACUCAGAAUGCUCCACUGCCUUUUCUCUGAGAAAGGGUUGAGAUACACUCCUGUUGUGCCUCCCUUGCCCCAAAACUCCUGCCUGUGCUUGUGUGGAACCCAAACCUCAGUACCACACUGUUGAGAUGGACACACUGUAAACCCCUGGGUAACUGUUAAGUCAUGAUGCAGACUUCAGGUUGUUCUGUAUAAAAUGAAAAAUAAUAAAUGUUUUUAUUAUCAA